UUGAGAUUGUGAGUUACCUCUAUGGGUAGAUCUUGUUCUUUUCUCGUCCCCAGUGGAGGGGAUAACCACUUCACCACCCAAGCACGACCCAACAACUCUUUCACGUUUGGCAAGUAUUUGCGGCCAGUGGGUGAUGCGCCAGAGAAGAACCCCAGAGCAGCCGGAGUCAAGCCCACAACGACGACGAUCGACCGGGCCGGGGCCAAUUGCAAUUUUUCCUGUCUAAUUUUCGCUUUUGCUCUAUUCACGACGAUCACGACGACGAUCGACGACGACGCAUAGCAUACGAACGGUCGCCCCUUGCAGCAAGACAAGGCCCGCGCCAAUAGGUUGCGAUCUGCAUGGUGUGGUGACUAGACGGGCAGGUAACUUGCUGGCGGAAAACGCUAGCUUCAGAGCGGUAGUUGAGUUUCGAUCGUCACCGCGUCAAGAUGACAGUGUCCUACGGUGUGGAAAAAUGUCCGAAGCAGUUCGACGAGUAUCGGUGCACCCUAUCGGAGGAGUACCUGCAGAUGGCUAAGGAGCAGCUCCGCGAAGAUGACACCCUGAGGGAGCAAGCUCUGGAGGCGAUGCGAACCUGGAUUGCGAAGCAUCCCUACAUCCGGAGGUGUCGUACGGAUUCGCUGUUCUUGCUACGGUUCUUGCGUCAGCGCAAGUUCUCGAUCCCAUUGGCGUGCGAAACACUGGAGCGGUACCUAGCCAUGCGACAGACGUUCCCGCAUUGGUUCCAGAAUUUGAACCCAGAGCAGGAGGAUAUGCGAGACCUGGCGGCUGAUGGUGUCUUCCAGGCGCUAGGAUUCGACGACAAAGGACGCAUCGUCAUCCUGAUCAAGUCUCGGAACUUCAACGUAGAAAAGUACACGCUUUUGCAUCUGAUUCGCUAUCUGCACAUGUACAUGGAAAUCCUGUCCUGUGACGAGCGCAUCCAGGUCGCUGGAAUCGUACUGAUUGUAGACUGCUUCGAGACAACUAUGAUGCACUUUACCCUAUUCAAUCUAAGUGACAUGAAGAACAUGAUGCCGUACAUCAACCAUCUGCUGCCCGUGCGUUGCAAGGAGAUCCACGUGCUGCGGCUGCCCAAGAUGAGCGUAACGCUGGUGGACAUUUUAUUCACAUUCGUUAGCGCCAAGAUCAAGCAUCGAUUUUUCUUCCACAAGACCUUGAUCGACGCCAAAAAGCACCUGGAUAAGUCGCUGCUUCCGUCGGACCUCAACGGUACCAACGACUCGAUGGAGCUCUCGAUGAACUUCCACAAGCUGGUGCGUGACUCAGAAGACGAGCUGGCCGUGCUGGACCAGAUGGAGAUCGACGUCACCAAGUAUUCGGCCCUGUGGAACCAGAACCAUCCGGCGGCCGGGGGCUGCGGCAAGGAGAGCGAAAUCGAAAGUGGAAUGGUUGGCAGUUUCCGAAAAUUGAAUAUUGAUUAGAUGGGGUCGGAGCAAGGAUUUUUUCGAUGGUUGGAUGUAAAUGAGCACGCAUGGGUGGAAGUGCCUGAGUUGUUCGCGCGCGUGUGUGAAAGUGAUCGUUACGUAAGAGUGGCUAAAUCAUUUGGGUGGACAAAGUCGAAUUUGAGUGUAGAACGUCUCGGAAAUUGACGAACCGUGGAGAUGUGAAGAGGAAGAAAGGUGAAGGGCAGGGUGCGAUCGAACGACAACAGUUUGAAUAUUUUUGGUCGAAAACGUGUUUUUGGCUAUAAAACUUACAAUGCUACCCUCAUUCCAAAAUGCGUUCGGCCUACCGCUGCCAGCCAGUCACCGAUCAACGAUAGAAGACCAAAAGGCAACGGAACAUUGAUUUCGUAACAGUGGUGAUUGUGUGGAAGUACAGGUUGAAGUAGAUCUAAGCCUCAGCCGUAGAAGAAAGUUCAACUCUGGGUAACGACCACCGCUGCCAGGUUCUACACUGCAAAUAGAUAGUUGCCCAGCUGCACGUAAAUGUGAGCUCGUGAAACCAGUUUUCCAAACUGUUCAUUAGAAUGUAAGGAAUUCCGUGUUAUACGUACAUGCAAUGAUGUGUUUUAGUAUUGUCUUAAGAUAUUAUAUGUGAGUGAAAAUAGAGUGAAUUUUAUUAGUAA
Molecule: messenger RNA, 2074 nt
Organism: Aedes albopictus (Asian tiger mosquito)
Lineage: Eukaryota; Metazoa; Arthropoda; Insecta; Diptera; Culicidae
Product: alpha-tocopherol transfer protein-like
Exons: 2
Coding region: 432-1427 (331 amino acids)
Cellular component (GO): membrane
Molecular function (GO): phosphatidylinositol bisphosphate binding
Source: RefSeq, a predicted model, not a curated record